Messenger RNA from Odocoileus virginianus texanus, 1546 nucleotides. It is a transcript of the gene SFXN1, whose product is annotated as sideroflexin 1. Gene Ontology annotation, biological process: monoatomic ion transport; serine import into mitochondrion. Gene Ontology annotation, molecular function: monoatomic ion transmembrane transporter activity. Lineage: Eukaryota; Metazoa; Chordata; Mammalia; Artiodactyla; Cervidae. Gene Ontology annotation, cellular component: mitochondrial inner membrane. The record is from RefSeq and is a predicted model, not a curated record.
GCCGUGGCGGGAGAAGCGCUUCCGGUGGCGGCGGAGGCGGCGCCGAGCAGGUUCUGAGAGCUGCGCGGGCGGUGGCCCGGAGGGAAUGUCCAGGAAGAUGUCUGGAGAACUUCCACCAAACAUUAACAUCAAGGAACCUCGAUGGGAUCAAAGCACUUUCAUUGGACGAGCCAAGCAUUUCUUCACUGUAACUGAUCCCAGGAACAUUCUGUUAACCAACGAACAACUGGAGGCGGCGAGGAAAGUAGUCCAUGAUUACAGGCAAGGAAUUGUUCCUUCAGGUCUCACAGAAAAUGAAUUAUGGAGAGCAAAGUACAUCUAUGAUUCAGCUUUUCAUCCUGACACUGGUGAAAAGAUGAUUUUAAUAGGAAGAAUGUCAGCUCAAGUUCCAAUGAACAUGACCAUCACAGGUUGCAUGAUGACAUUUUAUAGGACCACACCAGCGGUGCUUUUCUGGCAGUGGAUCAACCAGUCCUUCAAUGCCGUGGUCAAUUACACCAACAGAAGUGGAGAUGCUCCCCUCACUGUCAAUGAGCUGGGAACAGCGUACGUUUCUGCAACAACGGGUGCUGUAGCAACAGCUCUAGGACUCAACGCGUUAACCAAGCAUGUCUCUCCGCUCAUAGGACGUUUUGUUCCCUUCGCUGCGGUAGCUGCGGCCAAUUGCAUUAAUAUUCCGUUAAUGAGGCAAAGGGAACUCAAAGUUGGCAUUCCUGUCACAGAUGAGAAUGGGAACCGCCUGGGCGAGUCAGCAAAUGCUGCCAAACAAGCUAUCACGCAAGUAGUUGUCUCCAGGAUCCUGAUGGCAGCCCCUGGCAUGGCCAUCCCUCCAUUUAUCAUGAAUACUCUGGAAAAGAAAGCCUUUCUCAAGAGGUUCCCAUGGAUGAGCGCACCUGUUCAAGUUGGAAUAGUUGGCUUUUGCUUGGUAUUUGCCACACCUCUGUGCUGUGCUCUGUUCCCUCAGAAAAGUUCCAUGUCUGUGACAAGCUUGGAGGCCGAGCUGCAAGCCAGGAUCCGAGAGACCCACCCUGAACUACGGCGUGUGUACUUUAACAAGGGGCUAUAAAGCAGGUUAAGAAGCGUCUUCAGAGGAGCCUGCCAGCCGCGAGCCUGGUGCAGCCGAGUUGGAGAGGCGAAGCCUGGGCGGCCGGGUUCUCUCGGGGACAGAAACCUGUUAAAGACCCAUAGAAGCCUUUAGAGUCCAGCUGCUACCUAGGACACAGCCCCUGGGGGUCUGCGUGCCUCACCUGCCAGCCCCCGCCCCUUAUGUUUGAAUCAUGGUGUGAUUCACAGACCCCCUUCCUGUAGCUUUUAUAGUCCCUGUUCUUUCAAAGCCAGUGUCCCGACUCACACCCAGAGUUUUCCAGAGCACUGCUAGGCAUAGAGUUAGAUGUUCAGCAUAUUGAUUGUCAGUCGGUAGAAAGGAAAUCUGUUUAAAAUACUGAAUUUUUAUCCCACUCUUGUUUCAAAUCAAGGAGAACUGACUAGUGAGUUGAGAAAACACAAAAGCCCUGAGGCUAAACUGUAAAAAAAAAAAAAAAAAAAA